Molecule: messenger RNA, 5969 nt
Organism: Notolabrus celidotus (New Zealand spotty)
Lineage: Eukaryota; Metazoa; Chordata; Actinopteri; Labriformes; Labridae
Product: lissencephaly-1 homolog
Exons: 11
Coding region: 622-1854 (410 amino acids)
Molecular function (GO): protein binding
Source: RefSeq, a predicted model, not a curated record
CUUUUUAUGUCUCAAAAUGGCGGAUAGGCCGCUUGGACUGGAGCAGCAGGUACCUUGUCAGCGGAGUUUAUCCUUGUGUCCAGAUGAACAGUAUAGUGCACUUACACUAAUUGAGUCGGCUAGACAUCUGUGUAACUUGUAAGUGUAGCUAACGUAGCUUGGGUUGUUUUUGUACGCAUGUUCAAAGUGGAGGCUAUGAAGGAGCUAACUUUCUGACUGCUAACUUAGCUAACAUUAACUUCAGCUAACUGUAACGAUAACAGGGACAACGUUAAGCUACCGGCUGAUACCGUCGGUGGGUGCACCAAAAUCAUUCACAGUAAAAUGCAGUGUAGAUUUGGCUGGUGACUGGUCUGCAGGCUCUCUCCACUUUUUCUUGUCCCUGGAGUCAGGCAGUUUUUGAGAGAGGGGGGGCGGAUUCCUGCGUUCCCCUUCUCUAGGUCUGAGUCUUUUUUGUCCCGGGAAAACACAACUGCCCGCCAUUGGAGUACACAGCUCGUCCUUGCCCGUGUUGCUUGGAUCAGCACAGCUCAUCUCCUGACUGAGGAGAGCGCAGCAGCUGCACAAGAUUCACCUUCUACCGUCUGAUCCCUCCGACCCCGCCCACACUGCCCCGUCACCAUGGUGCUGUCACAAAGGCAACGAGACGAACUAAAUCGAGCGAUAGCCGAUUAUCUACGUUCCAAUGGAUAUGAAGAGGCGUAUUCCACUUUCAAGAAGGAGGCGGAAUUAGAUAAUAAUGAAGAAUUGGAUAAGAAGUACGCCGGCCUUUUGGAAAAGAAAUGGACCUCAGUCAUCAGAUUACAAAAGAAGGUGAUGGAACUUGAAUCCAAACUGAAUGAAGCUAAAGAGGAGAUCACCCUGGGCGGGCCCGUAACUCAGAAGCGUGACCCCAAAGAGUGGAUCCCACGCCCACCAGAAAGGUACGCACUGAGUGGCCACCGCAGUCCAGUUACCCGGGUCAUCUUCCACCCAGUCUUCAGCGUCAUGGUGUCAGCUUCCGAGGACGCAACAAUAAAGGUAUGGGACUACGAGACAGGAGACUUUGAACGCACACUGAAGGGCCACACAGAUUCUGUGCAGGACAUCUCUUUUGACCAGACCGGCAAACUGCUAGCAUCCUGCUCUGCAGACAUGACUAUCAAGCUGUGGGAUUUCCAAGGCUUUGAAUGCAUCAGGACCAUGCACGGACAUGAUCACAAUGUUUCGUCUGUAGCCAUCAUGCCCAAUGGAGACCACAUUGUCUCUGCCUCGAGAGACAAAACCAUCAAAAUGUGGGAGGUGGCAACCGGGUACUGUGUGAAGACCUUCACAGGCCACAGGGAGUGGGUCCGUAUGGUGCGGCCCAACCAGGACGGCACACUGAUUGCUAGCUGCUCCAACGACCAAACCGUGCGUGUGUGGGUCGUAGCGUCCAAAGAGUGCAAGGCCGAGCUGCGGGAGCACGAGCAUGUGGUGGAAUGUAUCUCUUGGGCACCAGAGAGCUCACACCCCACCAUCCUAGAAGCCACAGGCUCCGAGUCCAAGAAGAGUGGUAAGCCUGGCCCCUUCCUGCUCUCUGGCUCCAGAGACAAGACCAUCAAGAUGUGGGAUGUUAGCAUUGGCAUGUGCCUUAUGACACUGGUUGGCCAUGACAACUGGGUGCGUGGUAUCCUCUUCCACCCUGGUGGCAAGUUCAUUGUGACCUGUGCAGACGAUAAGACCUUAAGGAUCUGGGACUACAAGAACAAGCGCUGCCAGAAAACCCUGUGUGCCCACGAACACUUCGUUACCUCUCUGGAUUUCCACAAGGCUGCACCCUACGUGGUCACUGGGAGUGUAGAUCAAACAGUAAAAGUGUGGGAGUGCCGCUGAUUUGGACCUAGGAGGAUUGGACCAUCACACCAAUUACCCAGGCGCUCCUCUGGAUCCAACCUCCCCUUUCUACCACCCCACCUCCCCUUAUCAUUCCCCCUUCCCCCUCCUCACCUGACCUAAACCUCACCCGCACAUCAUCAUCAUCAUCUCCUCCUCCGGCUGCACUUACCACCAUGGUUAUCUUUCCAUCGCUCUCUCUGGUCCAAUAACUAUUGUCCUUCUAUGUAAAUUAUUCCUGGAUGUAGAUUGAGCUAUUAAUGUUACACAAAAAAGUAUUCUUGCAUGGUAAUCCAAAAUUGUAUACUGUAAAUUUACAUAACGUCUAGAAGUACCAUAGGUUUACCACGGGGCUGGCCGUCUGUCACGCAGCCUUACCGACCAACCGAAGGCAGAUGUUUUUGACUGGGUGUAAAAUGUAGGGCACUAAAAACCGAUAAUUUAAGAAAUGACAGUGUCUUUAUGUGUAAGAUUUAUUUUUGUCUAUUUUUUUAUUUAGGAUUUUGUUUUCUGUUAUUUCUCUCCUUCACUGUCGUAGUCUGUUGGUGCCUAGCUUGGUGAAACGUUUGAGAGAGAAGGUUGGAAAAAGCAUAAAUGAUGCGUUAAGAUGCGAUUGUCUGUGGGGCUUUGUUAUUGAAAUAAUCUGUAGCUUUAUAACAUCACUUCUCAAAUGUGCAUACCAUUUCUCUUCAUGUGGAACUAGGUAAUAUUUUAAUGGCUGUAUAUACGAAUGUUUCAAACUCUUGUCCUUGGACCUCGGGGGCUUAAAAACAGCUUUGUACUCUUGUCAUGGUGGCACAUGAACCGCUGAUAGGCUUUAAGUAAAUGAUCCCAUCUAAUGAAUCUGAUGAGAAGAAGAAUAAAAAGAUUAAUGUUUAAAAGUUGCCUUGUGAAUUAACCGCAUUUUUUCACAAGACGACCCAACCGUAUGGAGCAAGUCUGUUUGACUAUCUCUGUCAGUAAGCGCCCUGGGUCACACUGACAUCUGAGCAGAGUUCAGGGAUUACACCUGUUUAAUCUGGAGCACUUCGUUGUGUCUCCUUUUAGGAGACGAAUCCCUGUAACCUUGCAUGUCAGACUUUCACUGAACCAAAGCACUGCUGUCUACUUCUAGUCCUCUUAUCGAGUCAAUCUUGGCACGGUUUGGUGUGCUAUAGGAAUUAUAUAAAGUCAGAAGAUGCUUCGUUGUCACAUGGCGCCUCUGAAGGUCUCAAAUAAAAGCCUCUGGUGAAUAUAGACCUGCUGAAAAGAAAACCUAAAGGCAGGAUGAGUCAAAGUGAGCCCCCAAGGUUUGAUAUCUGGGAUGUGCAAAGAUAAUUCUGAGGGUAAAAAAUGGUUUUGAAUAGAAAAAUUCAUUUUUCUGUGAAAAUAUGAAAUGUAAAUUAAGGUAGUUAUAAAGAGAUUUGGCAAUUUUGUAUUAUCGCACUAAAGGAUGAACGGGAUGGGAAUUAAGGAAUAGUGAGGAAAAUGCUAGCAGCACAGCAGACAUGCUGAGUGAUCUGUUGAUGGUGUUUUGUCAGUAGAGGGGUCUGAUUCGGGCAGUGGUAGCUCCUGGAUCAGAUAUGAAGGAGAAUGCUGGAAACCUGAGUGGAGAGAAUCUCUACAGACAAACCGCCCUGCAGACCACAUCAUAUGUAUGCAACGUCUUCUGAGUGGGUUUUCUCAAAUGUUCAGCUUUCGAUCUUUGUGGAGGGGUCGUUGUGAAACGGGAAGAUUUGUGCAAAGACUGGAUCUUACUAUAAACCAGUCCAUACUGUAGAAACAACCAUUCCACUCCUUGUGGAGGACAAAAAGAAUGGAACAUCUUGCUCCUAACUGUAGCUGACAAGGUGAUUCAUUAAUCUUGCACAUCCCUCUUUUCACAAAAUCUUUGGUCCUUGAUUGAUGAUCAAAGACAACGUUAAAUUUAAUGCUGUUGAUAAAUGCAUAAACCUAUAAUUUCUAAUUAGCCUUUUCAUUCCAAUGCAGUUCUUGGCUAAUAAAGAAUUCAACUGCUUAACUGAUCUUAUCCUCGCUUCUUUGCCACAUUUUUCCUCUUCCUGUGUGUAUUGGAUGUGGUGAUCUGCUGCUCAAGCUCCUGCUAGUGGCUACUGUGAGCCUAAUGUGACCUGUUAAUGUAGCACUGCUGCAUGUAAACCUGUGCCGGAGGCAGAGCUGUCAGAACAUUAUUACCACAGAAGCUUCAAUAUUGGAGCCCUCCCAUCACGGACCAAUUGGUUUUUCACAAUCAGAUAAGCUAUCUCUGUGUUCUCCAAGUACCCAGACAUGUAGGGAAAUGUGCUUAAUUGGUAUUAUGCUGAGAGAUAGAUGAGAAGAUGUAUACACCUCUCAAACUCAGCUGAAAAUAUGAUGCUACAGCUUAGCUUAGCAUUAAGAUCUGCUCGGAAAGAGCUAGUCUGGCUCUCUACAACAAAGCAAAUCUGCCUUCUUACUCCAAACAGGUUUUGGAGUAAUUAGUAGGUUUUUCUCCUGUUAUAAGAUAAACUCAGAAAAAAACAACAAAAUGCUAUUUUAUGAGGAGGAUUUGGAAGAUUUCUUUGUUUUCUAUUGCUGUUAAGGUCAAAGUGGACUUCUUAAAAGGUGAAAGUAAACAGCUAUUCUGUCAUGAGAACUCACAUCUAGGAUUUAAGGAUUUUCCACGUGGAUUUUUAGCAUUUUACAACUGUAAGUCUUUGUGCUAGGUUCAUUGGCUGCUAGCUGGUGCUGCAAAUUUUUGAGCAAGUACGGCAGCCUUAAGUGGGCAUAUGUUUUAUUGAUGCUGUUUUCCUGUAAUAAUGAGUAUUAUCUGGUUGUUUCUCAAGACCUCAACAUUUCUUUUUUGUUAUCUCAGGAUAACAAAGCUGGAUUUUCCUUUGUGGUGGAUAAUUUAUCUUUCCAUUAUCACAAGAAAACAAGCUUUGUUAUCCCAAUGUAACAAGAAAGAUAUGUUGCGUUGUGGAAACAGCUAAAAUAAACGUGUCAUUUGAAAAAUAGUGAUAUCAAGAUGAUAGAGUCAGAUUUUGAGACAACCAGUUAUCACUCGUCAACACAGGAAAACGGUAAAUAAAUCAGUUGUAUGGAUUCAUGUCCAUUGAGGGCUUCUGUAUACAGUCAUUACAGUCUUUCAACCCUGAUCAACAAUCUAACUCGGUAGCACAAUGAGCAGGCAUUUUUCCAAAAUAUAUGCUACUAUUACACUGCUGUGUCCUCUUUGGGGGGCCAGUUGAGUUCAGACAGCUCUGUUCAAAGGUUGUAGAAAGGCGCAUUUUGUUGUGUGUGAUGCAAUUUGAAGGUGUACACACUCCUUCUGUAAAUGCAACGGGAUUGUGGCAGACUAGGAUGUCCUAAAGGAGAAACCCUUUCCUCCUGGGAAUAAGACUUGUGUCUCCUUUUGCUGUGUGCCCCAUUACCAAGGUCUUUUUUUCUUUUUUUUUCUUCAAGCUGUUAUCUCUGUCCUCACUUUGGGUGGAAAACCACCACAUUUUUGAUACUACAAAUUGGCAUUGAUGAUGAAGAUGCCAAUUUGUUAAGUGUUCUCGCUAAAGCCAAAAAAGGAGACAUUUGUCAGUACAAUCUGGUUUAGCUUGAUGAAUCAGCCUUGUUCUCUAGGUCCAACAUUUUGAAAAUGAUGCUAGUCUCCUCAGGAUCACGCUAUGACAUGCCAGACCGUAAAAUGUAAAUUAAAAACUACUUCCCCUCCUUGGUUUUACUCAAGGAAGGGAGUUAAUCAAAGGUCAGGACGAUGUGUGUUCUGUUUCUUUUGUAAGAAUUGAUGGAAAAAGCUACAACACAGCUGCUUGUGUUGUAUGCAACUGUGUGCCCUGUGGAAGAAAAUCCCCUUUUGCCAUUCGCAGGUCCCAAGCAAUCCCUGUGCAGCACUGGUCAGGUGUGUGAAUGGACUGACUGACAGACAAGUUUUGCCUGUCUGUUGGUUUUUUUCCUCUGGCCUCAAGUCCGCCUGUCUUCUUCUUUACCUGUCCAUGAACCACAUUGGAGGGCUUCAGACUGCACAACAAGCUCCUACAGGAGAGCUUAUGAUGUUUUCGCCACUAUGGUCUCACUCUUCACUCAGCAAACUGUUAACAAUAUACCUGGAUGUCAUUAUUGUUUGCAAUAUAAUAAAAGAGAAAAAUCUG